AGAAGCAUGAAGUGGUUUGGGAUCCUCGGGCUGGUGGCCCUCUCAGAGUGCCUAGUCAUAAUCCCUCUAACGAAGAUCAAGACCAUGCGAGAAACCCUAAGGGAGAAAACCAUGCUGACAAAUUUCCUGGAUGAGAACACUGAUGACAGAUCCCAGAAUGUCGCCCGUGACAGGAAAUUCUCCCUUCUACCCCUGAGCAACUACAUGGAUGUGUCCUAUGUCGGCAACAUCACCAUUGGAACACCUCCUCAGGAGUUCAGGGUUGUCUUUGACACUGGCUCAGCUGACUUGUGGGUGCCCUCCAUCUAUUGCUACAGUCCUGCCUGCCAUGCACACAAUAUCUUCGACCCUCACUUGUCUACCACGUUUCGUCUCUCAGCCCAGCGAUUCUACCUCACCUAUGCCUCUGGGAAAAUGGUUGGAUUUCUUGGCUAUGACACCGUUCGGAUCGGGAAACUUGUCAACGUGGUCCAGGCAUUUGGCCUGAGCCAUAUGCAGAUUGGGUUUGAACAUCCACUCUUUGAUGGCAUUCUGGGCCUGGGAUACCCCAGCCUCAGCCUUGAAGGGACCAUCCCUGUCUUCGACAACAUGAAGAAACAGGGUGUCAUUUUGAAGCCUGUCUUUGCCUUCUACUUGAGCAGCAAGAAGGAGAAUGGCAGCGUGGUGAUGUUUGGUGGGGUGGACCACAGCUACCACAAAGGGCAGCUCAAGUGGAUACCAGUGUCCCAAACCUACUACUGGCAGAUAGCCAUGAACCGCAUCACCAUGAACGGGACAGUUGUUGGUUGCUCCCGCGGAUGCCAAGCCAUUCUGGAUACCGGGACCACGUUCCUGAUGGGCCCAACUACACUGGUCACUACAAUCCAGAAGCACAUCACAGCCAGGCCUGUUGGUCAUGAGUACCGAGUUCCAUGUAAGAACAUCAAGCGCCUGCCUAGUAUCAUCUUCACCAUCAAUGGCCACGACUACCCAGUGCCUGCUAAAGCCUACAUCUGGCGGAUUGGUCGGGGCCACUGUAACAGCAACUUUCAAGGCGGCACAGAUAAAUGGAACCUGUCAGAGACCUGGAUCCUGGGUGAUGUCUUCCUGAGGCUGUAUUUCUCAGUUUAUGAUCGGGGAAGCAACAGGAUUGGCCUGGCUCCUGCAGUGUAA
Hippopotamus amphibius kiboko is the source of this 1152-nucleotide messenger RNA. Its product is annotated as pregnancy-associated glycoprotein 2-like. Gene Ontology annotation, biological process: proteolysis. Lineage: Eukaryota; Metazoa; Chordata; Mammalia; Artiodactyla; Hippopotamidae. Bases 7 to 1152 code for a protein of 381 amino acids. The transcript has 9 exons. Gene Ontology annotation, molecular function: aspartic-type endopeptidase activity. The record is from RefSeq and is a predicted model, not a curated record.